Phialemonium atrogriseum is the source of this 1113-nucleotide messenger RNA. Its product is annotated as actin family. The record is from RefSeq and is a predicted model, not a curated record. Gene Ontology annotation, cellular component: actin cortical patch; Arp2/3 protein complex. Gene Ontology annotation, molecular function: actin filament binding. Lineage: Eukaryota; Fungi; Ascomycota; Sordariomycetes; Cephalothecales; Cephalothecaceae. Gene Ontology annotation, biological process: Arp2/3 complex-mediated actin nucleation. The transcript has 9 exons. Bases 1 to 1113 code for a protein of 370 amino acids.
AUGCGUUGGAGCCCGAUGGAUGCUAAUGAGUACCAGUUUCCUGAGCAUCAGUUUCCCAGUAUCGUCGGCCGGCCGAUCCUCCGAUCCGAAGAGCAGGGCGACAGCGAAGUGGUGAUCAAGGACAUAAUGAUCGGCGACGAGGCCGCCGCCGCCCGGAACAUGCUGCAGAUCUCCUAUCUCUGGGAGGACAUGCAGCACGUCUGGGACUACACAUUCCACGACAAGCUCAAAGUAGACACGACCGGCCGGAAGAUCCUGCUCACCGAACCACCGGCGAACCCUCUGAAAAACAGAGAGGGCAUGUGUCAAGUCAUGUUCGAGCGGUACCAAUUUGGCGGGGUAUACGUGGCGAUCCAGGCCGUUCUUGCUCUCUACGCCCAGGGACUUUCAUCAGGGGUGGUCGUGGACUCGGGCGAUGGUGUCACUCACAUUGUUCCCGUCUACGAAUCCGUCGUCCUCAACCACCUCACGAAGCGCCUCGACGUUGCUGGCCGAGACGUCACGCGUAAUUUGAUCGCGCUCCUCCUUCGCCGAGGCUACGCUCUCAACCGGACGGCCGAUUUCGAGACCGUCCGCCAGAUCAAGGAAAAACUGUGCUACGUAUCGUACGAUCUUGAGCUUGAUAAACGGCUCAGCGAGGAUACCACGGUCCUGGUCGAAUCCUACACGCUCCCCGACGGCCGCGUUAUCCGCGUGGGUUCCGAGCGCUUUGAGGCCCCUGAGUGCCUGUUCCAACCGCACUUGAUCGAUUGCGAGCAGCCUGGUAUCGCCGAGUUCCUGUUCAACACGAUUCAGUCCGCCGAUGUCGACGUCCGCUCUAGCUUGUUCAAGGCCAUUGUCCUGUCGGGCGGUAGCAGCAUGUACCCUGGUUUGCCUUCGCGGCUUGAGAAGGAGCUCAAGCAGCUAUGGCUGACGCGUGUCCUGAACGGCAACCCCGAGAGGCUUUCGAAGUUCAAGGUCAGGAUAGAAGACCCGCCACGCAGGCGGCACAUGGUCUUCCUCGGCGGUGCGGUGCUGGCAAACAUCAUGGCAGACAAGGAAUCGAUGUGGAUCACGAAGCAGGAGUGGGAGGAGCAGGGGCCGCGGAUACUGGAGAAGUUGGGCCCGAGAUAG